Molecule: messenger RNA, 1681 nt
Organism: Heterobasidion irregulare TC 32-1
Lineage: Eukaryota; Fungi; Basidiomycota; Agaricomycetes; Russulales; Bondarzewiaceae
Exons: 1
Coding region: 1-1659 (552 amino acids)
Biological process (GO): intra-Golgi vesicle-mediated transport
Cellular component (GO): COG complex
Source: RefSeq, a predicted model, not a curated record
AUGACGCAAGUCGGUGCCCGAGGAGCUGAGAUAUCCGCCCUGGUCGACGUGCUCCGCUCUGCAGACGCGUCGGCCUCCGCACCAGACCUCUCUUCGAACCAAGCGGCAGCGUACCUCUCCCAUCUCACCACCCUCUCGCUCCCCUCUCUCCAGGCAGAGCCCACCAACCUCUCCUCGACCUCGUCCCAGCUCACGAACGCCCUCACGACCCUCUGCACGUCCUCGUACCCCACCUUCAUCUCCCUGCACACGGCAAACACCGGCCUCUCAGGGACCCUCUCGUCCUUCUCCGCCUCCCUGAACCACCUCCUCGACGACAUACCCGCCCUCGAAUCCGCUUCGCGCUCCUUCCUCACAGAGAUCCGCGAUGUGCAAGCGGAGAGACGACGCGCAGCGCUCGUGAUCGAGCACAGCGCAAAGCUGCAGGACGUCCUGGAGCUCCCUCUCCUCGCCGAAACCUGCGUCCGCAACGGCGCCUUCCAAGAAGCCCUCGACCUCGCCGCCCACGCCGCGAGCCUCGCCGCGCGCUUCCCCGACGUGCCAGUCGUGCAAGACGUCCGCGCAGAAGUCCACCACGCCGUCCGCGCGCUGCUCGUGCAGCUCCUCGGCACGCUCCGCGAGCCCGCGAAGCUCCCCGCGCUCUUCAAGGCCGUCAGCUUCCUCCGCCGCAUGCACGUGCUCCCCGAGGACGCGCUCGCGCUCGCGUUCCUCACCGGCCGCCUGGAGAACUUCGACGCGGGCCUGCUGGCCGUCGAGAUGGGCGCCGAGCGCGCGCAGGACAGGGAGGCGUGGGUGCGCUACCUGAAGAAAUACAUCGACGUCUGGCGCGAGGGCGUGCACGACGUCGUCACCCAAUACACGACCAUCUUCCUCGACCGCCCUACCGCAGCCUCGACCGCGUCCGCCCCCCCACCGCCGCCCCCCUCGCCCACCGUCCGCGCCCUGCUCCCGACGUUCACCUCCCACCUCCUCGACCGCCUCCUCGCCACGCUGCGCACCGCCCUGCCCCACAUCCCCGACCCCAGCUCCCUCACGUCCCUCCUCACGCAGCUCACCUACUGCGCGACGUCCUUCUCCCGCCUCGGGCUCGACUUCCGCCUCCUCCUGCCCCCGCUCUUCGAAGACGCCGUGCGGAACAGCGUCGCGCGCGAGCUGCGCGACGCGACGGAGGCGUGGCGCGGCGCCCUCAAGCGCGCCUCCAAAAGGCCGAGCGCGUGGCUCGCGGUGCCCGGCGCGCCGCCGCCGCAGGAGGACACGCUCGCAGGCCCGCCGCACGCGCCGCCGCACCUGCUGGCGUCCUACCCGCCGCUCGCGGAGUACGCGAACGCCGUGCUGGGCAUGCUGAACGGCCUCCGCCUGCUCGCGCCGGUGUCGCUCCUGCCGGAGCUGCUGCGCGCGCUGGAUGCGGCCGUGGUGGACGCGGCGCGGGCGCUGUUGGAGUAUGCGGGGCGUUUUGAGGGCGAGGCGGAGCAGAAGGGGGUCGUGGCGGCGACGGGGCGAGUCUUUGUUGCGGUGUUCGUGCCGUUUGUGCGGAGGGCGUUGGUGGAGGGGGUUUAUGGAGCGACGAUGGAACAAGGGGGCAGCAUGAGCGAAGAUUUACGGACGACGGUUCAGCAGUGGGAAGGAUGGCUCGGCGAAGUAUCGAAUCCUGUUCAUUAGUUCUAUUCCGGUAAUACAGCAU